This is a messenger RNA of Procambarus clarkii (red swamp crayfish), 1344 nucleotides long. The record is from RefSeq and is a predicted model, not a curated record. NCBI's taxonomy places the organism in Eukaryota, Metazoa, Arthropoda, Malacostraca, Decapoda, Cambaridae.
AUGGUUCUCAUCACUGUGGAGUGGUUCUCUGGCACUGUAGUUGGAGUGGUAAACAUCACCAAGCGGGUACAUCAUCAAGCGGGUACAACAAGCGGGUACAUCACCAAGCGGGUACAAUACCAAGCGGGUAAAUCACCAAGCGGGUACAACAAGCGGGUACAUCACCAAGCGGGUACAACACCAAGCGGGUACAUCACCAAGCGGGUACAACAAGCGGGUACAUCACCAAGCGGGUACAUCACCAAGCUAGUACAACACCAAGCGGGUACAUCACCAAGCGGGUACAUCACCAAGCGGGUACAACACCAAGCGGGUACAUCACCAAGCGGGUACAACAUCAAGCGGGUACAUCAUCAAGCGGGUACAUCACCAAGCGGGUACAUCACCAAGCGGGUACAACACCAAGCGGGUACAUCACCAAGCGGGUACAACAUCAAGCGGGUACAUCACCAAGCGGGUACAACACCAAGCGGGUACAUCAUCAAGCGGGUACAACAUCAAGCGGGUACAACAUCAAGCGGGUACAUCACCAAGCGGGUACAUCACCAAGCGGGUACAUCACCAAGCGGGUACAGCAUCAAGCGGGUACAACACCAAGCGGGUACAUCACCAAGCGGGUACAUCACCAAGCGGGUACAUCAUCAAGCGGGUACAUCACCAAGCGGGUACAUCACCAAGCGGGUACAACAAGCUGGUACAACAAGCGGGUACAACACCAAGCGGUUACAACACCAAGCGGGUACAACACCAAGCGGGUACAUCACCAAGCGGGUACAGCACCAAGCGAGUACAACACCAGGCGGGUACAACACCAAGCGGGUACAUCACCAAGCGGAUACAGCACCAAGCGGGUACAACACCAAGCGGGUACAACACCAGGCGGGUACAACAACAAGCGGGUACAACACCAAGCGGGUACAUCACCAAGCGGGUACAACACCAAGCGGGUACAACACCAAGCGGGUACAACACCAAGCGGGUACAACACCAAGCGGGUACAACACCAAGCGGGUACAACAAGCGGGUACAACACCAAGCGGGUACAUCACCAAGCGGGUACAAAACCAAGCGGGUACAUCACCAAGCGGGUACAAAACCAAGCGGGUACAACACCAAGCGGGUACAACAGCAAGCGGGUACAACACCAAGCGGGUACAACAAGCGGGUACAACAAGCGGGUACAACAAGCGGGUACAACAUCAAGCGGGUACAACACCAAGCGGGUACAACAAGCGGGUACAUCACCAAGCGGGCACAACACCAAGCGGGUACAUCACCAAGCGGGUACAACAAGCGGGUACAACAUUAAGCGCUUCACCACUAAGCUUCGUGAAAAUAGUAUAG